Clupea harengus (Atlantic herring) is the source of this 984-nucleotide messenger RNA. RefSeq lists its product as uncharacterized. The annotation marks the transcript as partial. The record is from RefSeq and is a predicted model, not a curated record. The transcript is spliced from 2 exons. Lineage: Eukaryota; Metazoa; Chordata; Actinopteri; Clupeiformes; Clupeidae.
GGGGUUGACAUGGUAUUGACAGAAUUAGACGAUGUACGGGCACAGGGGUCCCAAGAAGGAAUGUCAUGCAGGAGGAAGGAGAGACAGGACACAGAAGAUUUAGAAGCAUUCUGGGAUAUGAGAGAGAUAACAUUUGUUGAAUUGAAUGAUCAUGUAACACAAGCAAUAAGAGGGCAGGCUUCACUGCCCCAACUGGAGCUGUUGAUUAAUGAAAUCGAGGGAAAAGAGACAUUCAUUUAUAAUGUUUUGAAGUUAGGACAAGUAGGAUUAGGACAUGAGAUGUUUGAUAUAAUGAUAAGGCAAUUACGAAGUUUGAAGAGAAUGCGGGAUGAGGCGUGGAGAUGUCUGAAUGUCAAAGUCAGUCCAGAAAAGGGAACACGUGGUGGAAAGCAAGACAAGAGAACAGUACGACUUAAUAUAAGUGGAGGAGUGGUUGAUGGGGCUCGGGAAACAGAAAUUGUGGGUGACUCUAGUAGUGAGGAGGAAAGGGACACACAUCCACAGGCCGAUCCCCAGGCACCAUUGCUUCCCUUGAGGUUUAAAACAGCAGUGAAAAACGCAGCACAAAUCCCAUUUGGGAAAGUGUGGGGUAGGGACAGAGAAGACAGUGACUUAGAUGAGGAGGAAGACUCAGAGAUAGCAGAACAGUGCUCUAUAAAAGGUCCGCACACAUGCCGAACUUGGGGACAUUCAGUUGAGGCUGGGCUGAACUCUGGACUACCCAUUUUGCAAGAAAAUGCUCCAAACUUCAUAACUCAUCUGGAGAGUGAGAUGGAGAGAAACAUCUUUCUUGGAUCUAUGCCAAGAUCAGAAUUAAAAGAUGGUGUAACUCAUUACGUCAUUCUGCACAGAAAAACAGAGGACUGUCUGCAAAAACAGGACAUUGACAGGCAGCGCAAGCUGGUUCAAAGUCAACUGAACUAUGUGAAAGGGAUGAAGAAAGCCCAAACUCCUGCACCAGGCCUGGGACUGGAUCUCAUGCCU